AGCCGACGAUGGACCGGACGACCGAGUUCGUGCGCAUCACGCAGCUCUUCACGGACGCGCCGAUCCUGCUGGCCAAGCACCGGCCGCUCUCGGCGUACGCCCGCGUGGCGCAGCGCAUCUCGGACGCGCUCCUCGAGAAGGAGAUGCUGCUCCGCGGCCUCGCAACGCUGGCGCUCAAGAAGCACAUGACGGCCGAGGACGACCCGACAAAGGAGAUCUCGAGCAUUUGCGACAUCACCAAGCAGUCGUUGCCUAUCCUUGCGAAGGAGAUCAACGAGUUCCAGCAAGCUGUGCAAGGCGACAACCAGCAGCAGCGCCACUUUAGCGUGAUCUGCGCAUCGCUCAACUCGCGCAUGGCCAAGUGCGUCAAGGAGCUCCAAGACGGGAUGCAAACCCGCGCGAACGUCAUCAAGGAGAUCAACGACCGCCGAAAACGCUUCUCCCACGCAGGCCCGCACGUGCAGAUCAACACGCCACUGACGCUGCGCGCCAAGCCGCCGUCGCCGCCAACGAUACCUGCCGCGCCGCGCAUGGGCUCUGCGGUGCCCUACGCGAGCAGUAGCCAUCCGACCAGCAGCUACCCGCAUGCCGGCAACUACCAAACUACCGGCAACAGCAACUACAACCACCAUGCAGCCGUCGCGACCCCGACCGAGCUGCCGGGUGCACAGAGCGCGCCGCUGCUGCGACGUCGGCCCAACAUGAACCAGAACAGCACAGCGAGCGCCUACGUGCAGCAGCAGCAGCAGCAAGCGUCCAUGCAGCGCUACACGGCCCAAGCGCGACUGAACGACGCCAAGCACAUUGAGUCGACGAUCGUCGAGAUUAGCAGCAUGUACAACCGCAUGUCGUCCUUGAUUGCGAGCCAGGGUGAAGUCCUCGAGCGCAUUGACGACGACAUGACCACGGCGCAAAUGAACGUCGAGGCCGGGCACAACGAACUCCUCAAGUACUUUACGUCCAUGUCGGGCAAUCGGUCGCUCAUCCUCAAGAUUUUUCUGAUCCUCGUCGUCUUCAUCUACCUCUUCCUCGUCGUCUUUUAACACCAACAUGGAAUUUACCUACCGCA
Messenger RNA from Saprolegnia parasitica CBS 223.65, 1069 nucleotides. RefSeq lists its product as hypothetical. Gene Ontology annotation, cellular component: endomembrane system; Golgi membrane; SNARE complex. NCBI's taxonomy places the organism in Eukaryota, Oomycota, Saprolegniomycetes, Saprolegniales, Saprolegniaceae. Gene Ontology annotation, biological process: endoplasmic reticulum to Golgi vesicle-mediated transport; intracellular protein transport; vesicle fusion. The transcript is spliced from 6 exons. The record is from RefSeq and is a predicted model, not a curated record. Gene Ontology annotation, molecular function: SNAP receptor activity; SNARE binding. The coding region runs from base 9 to 1043 and encodes 344 amino acids.